UUUAAACGAUAACGAAUAAAGAUUUGUACCUCACGAUGAUAAUAUUGUUAUGUGCCCGGAACUGUGUUUGUUGAGUGGUCGCUUUGGAACCACGACCUUGCAAUUUUGACUGGAAGCAAAUUGGAUUAAAUUUCAUCUUUUUGAAACCAUCCUAAUUGCUGCCGGACUGGGAAGGGUAGACAUUUUAGCUGUGGUAUGAUGGAGGAAGAAAUACAGGAGGGAACCUCGGCAGCGGAAGAAAUUUUGGCUCGUCAACGUAAAGAGAAGAAAGAGUUGCAAGCCAAAAUCCAGCAGCUCAAGAAAAGUAUAAAUAAAGAUAAAAAAAAGAAAAAGGAAAUAACUGCAGAAAUAGCACGUCUUGAGCAGGAACAGCAGAGUCGCCAUUCAGAAGAACUUGCUGCAAUAGGUCAUAAAGAGGGAUUAGAAGGUCAGCAGGAGGAGAGUAAUGAUACAGAGAUCUCGACUGAAGUGACAGAACAAGAAUCGGAAGUUGAUUCAACUGAGGGUCAUGGCACUCAAGGACCAGAAAAGAAGAUGAGUAAAGCAGCAAAACGGCGUCAGAAGAAAGCGGAUGCUAAUCGAGCUCGUGAAGCCCUAAUACGUGAGGAAAAGGAAAACAACCGCUUUUGUGCUCGUAAUGUUGAAGCAGCUAAGCUGAAGGCUUUACUAAAAGCUAGGAAGCUAAAGAUGUUUGAAAUAAAACCUGAUGGCGAUUGUAUGUAUGCAGCUAUGGCUCAUCAAAUGACAGAUGUAACAGUCUCAUGGCUAAGAAGUAAAGCAAGCCAGUAUAUUCGUCUUCAUAGUGAUGACUUUGGUCCUUUUAUCACUAAUCCAGAUACUGGUGAGCAGUUAACCCCUGAAGAGUUUGAGGAGUAUUGUGACCAGAUUGAAAACACUAAUGCCUGGGGAGGGCAGCCAGAGCUCCGUGCUCUCUCACAAGUGCUGAAAAGAAAAAUUGAAGUCCUACAGGCUGAAGGAUCACCUAUCAUAUUUGGGGAAUGCUGCAAUGAAGAGAAACCCAUAAUUUUGACUUACUAUCGUCACUGCUAUGGCCUCGGAGAACAUUAUAAUUCAGUAGCUGUGCUUACUGGUGAAGAAGUUGAAGAUGAGAAUGAUGAUGAAACUUGAUUAAGUUUUGUUUAGUAGGAAUUUUAUUGUUAGUGUUGUGUGCGUGGUUGCACUAGUUUUACUUUCUGAAGUUCAUUUUCAUGCUCUUAAAGGAUUAUCUUAUUUGUUUAAAGCAAAAUUUAAUUUAGAUUUAGCUAACUGAAAUUGCUAGAUGAACUAUCACCAAGCAGUGACAUUGGUUGGGAUGAACUGGUAAACCUCAGUUUAUAGGUUGACCUCUAGUAGUCAAUUUUGAAAUGAGGAUAACAGUGCCAAGUGGUUAAUACCAUCCUGUUUGGGUUACAUAUUCUAAAGUUAAUUUUUUUACAUGAUAUUAAUGCUUGCUUAUUCAAAAGUUUCAACCUUGUAGGAAAGUACUGUGUACAGUGUACCGUGCGUAGCACACAAGAAGUGGCCCUAAAAGUACUCUGCAGUGUCUCUGGUUCCAGCUUUGUGUUCUUUUUUUAAUUUUCACCCAUUCUCUUUGGACUCCUGCUUAGUUAUCAAACCCCUUUCACUUCACCUUGCUUCAGUUUUUAUCCAUCACUUAAAAAGACAUUCUUUGGGUGAGCCAUUUGAGUCUCUAAUAUUAAUCUUCUGUUUUUCAAAAUUGGUUGUGCUUGAUCAAUGGAGAUUUUACAUAGUAGGGUUGGAUAUAAUUCUGCUGUGUGCUUCAUAGAAAAACUUCUGAUGUAUAUGAAUGAUAUCAGAGUAACUAAGCAAUUUCAUAAUCAACUAUACAUGUACUUAGCAAUGUUAAUGAAUGUGAAUUUCAUUAGACUGUGCAUGAUAGUGUAAGUAAAGGUUUAUGCAUUGACUGUCACAAGGAUAACAUGUUCUUGCCUAAUUUGUGGAUGUUUGGUUACAAGUUACCUACUUGUAUUAAAUCUAAAUAUUUACCCAUUCCCUGUUAUCGUUAUCCUUAGACAGCCUUACACAUGACAAGUCUUUUAUAUUUAAGUACAGUAAUAAGAAAUAAAGAUGUAUUUUAUGCAUGCAUUAUUGUUCUUAUUGAAUAAUAUACUCACAUUCAUGUUAAUUUUUACUAUUAAAAUGACCACAAAAUAUACCAAAAAACUGUACUUCCAGCACAUUCACAUAUGAUAUUUUUUUUAUUGUUAUUGUAAAAAAUUACUUAUAUGAGUACUGGAUAUUUUAGGACAGCUGAUAAUUAAUAGAAACAAUCCUAACAAGACAAAUAAAUACCUAACAAGA
This is a messenger RNA of Macrobrachium nipponense, 2322 nucleotides long. Its product is annotated as deubiquitinase OTUD6B-like. The record is from RefSeq and is a predicted model, not a curated record. The transcript is spliced from 8 exons. Gene Ontology annotation, biological process: protein deubiquitination. Gene Ontology annotation, molecular function: cysteine-type deubiquitinase activity. Bases 196 to 1128 code for a protein of 310 amino acids. NCBI's taxonomy places the organism in Eukaryota, Metazoa, Arthropoda, Malacostraca, Decapoda, Palaemonidae.